Messenger RNA from Drosophila simulans, 1414 nucleotides. RefSeq names its product 26S proteasome regulatory subunit 6B (gene Rpt3R). The coding region runs from base 75 to 1292 and encodes 405 amino acids. Gene Ontology annotation, cellular component: proteasome regulatory particle, base subcomplex. The record is from RefSeq and is a predicted model, not a curated record. Gene Ontology annotation, biological process: proteasome-mediated ubiquitin-dependent protein catabolic process. Gene Ontology annotation, molecular function: ATP hydrolysis activity; ATP binding; proteasome-activating activity. NCBI's taxonomy places the organism in Eukaryota, Metazoa, Arthropoda, Insecta, Diptera, Drosophilidae. The transcript has 2 exons.
CCCUGCUUUAGCCUUUGAAAAUUCAUGUCAUUGCUUUUAACUUCGAAUCGAAUCUCCACAGGGAUAGGACGAAAAUGCGUUUGUUAAAGGAGGAAAUUGCCCAGUUUCACGAGCAGUCACUGGAGAAGUACGAUGGACUGGAUCCGCAUGAUCUGUAUGUACUGUACAAGAAGCUUCAAAUGGAGCUGGAGCUCAUCCAGGUGCAGGAGGAUUAUAUCAAGGAGGAGCAACGCAACCUGAAGAAGGAGUUCAUACACGCCCAGGAGGAAGUGAAGCGCAUAAAGGCCGUGCCAUUGGUCAUUGGUCAGUUUCUGGAGGCAGUGGAUGAAAACAACGGCAUAGUGGCCUCCACCACCGGCUCCAAUUACUACGUUCGAGUGCUAUCCACCAUUGACAGGGAGCAACUGAAGCCGUCCUCUUCGGUUGGGCUGCACAAGCAGAGCAAUUGUCUGGUCGAUCUGGUGCCACCGGAGGCGGAUAGCACCAUAUCGAUGCUAUCACCGGAUGAGAAACCGGAUAUUAGCUACUCGGACAUUGGUGGCCUGGAUAUCCAGAAACAGGAGGUACGCGAGGCUGUCGAGCUGCCCUUGACCCACGCCCAGUUGUACAAGCAGAUUGGCAUUGAUCCCCCGCGCGGCGUCCUCCUUUUUGGACCACCUGGAUGUGGCAAAACCAUGCUGGCCAAGGCGGUGGCCCAUCAUACAACUGCAUCCUUUAUUCGUGUCGUGGGCUCCGAGUUCGUCCAGAAAUACCUAGGCGAGGGGCCGCGCAUGGUGCGAGAUCUUUUCCGCCUGGCCAAGCAGAAUUCUCCUUCAAUUAUCUUCAUUGAUGAAAUCGACGCGAUUGCCACCAAGCGUUUCGAUGCACAGACAGGUGCGGAUCGCGAGGUGCAGCGCAUUCUGCUGGAACUACUCAACCAAAUGGAUGGCUUUGAUGAGACCACCAACAUUAAAGUUAUCAUGGCCACCAAUCGUGCAGAUACCUUAGAUCCGGCUCUAUUACGACCCGGCCGUUUGGAUCGGAAAAUUGAGUUACCAUUGCCGGAUCGUCGCCAGAAGCGCUUAGUUUUUAGCACAAUCACCUCGAAAAUGAAUGUUGGAGAGGAUGUGGACCUAGAGGACAUCAUUGCACGUCCGGACAAGAUCUCCAAUGCGGAUAUUAAUGCCAUUUGCCAAGAGGCUGGAAUGCAUGCAGUGCGCGAGAAUCGCUAUGUGGUCAACGCCAAGGAUUUCGAAAAGGGUUAUAAGACCAGCGUGCGCAAGGACGAAGCUCAGCAUGAGUUCUAUAGCUAGAUGAUUAAUUUCAAAUUCAAUCUGAUUAUGUAAACUUGUAGUAUUUAACUAAGCCAAUCCCGAGUUUACCAAAAUCCUGAAACUUCUAAAUAUAUUGGUCAAUACUGGUGGUUUAAAUAAAA